This is a messenger RNA of Nicotiana attenuata, 1620 nucleotides long. Its product is annotated as chalcone synthase 2. Gene Ontology annotation, molecular function: acyltransferase activity, transferring groups other than amino-acyl groups. Gene Ontology annotation, biological process: polyketide biosynthetic process. The transcript is spliced from 2 exons. The record is from RefSeq and is a predicted model, not a curated record. Lineage: Eukaryota; Viridiplantae; Streptophyta; Magnoliopsida; Solanales; Solanaceae. Bases 164 to 1333 code for a protein of 389 amino acids.
UUCACUUCAACACACAAGCAAUAUUAUAUUCUUUAUUACUAGCAAUAUAUAACUUGUACAAUAGUUGCUUUAUUCACAAACUAGCUAGCCUCUAUAUAUAUAUACCAGACCAUCAAAGGUCACCAAGAAUCUUAGUGAAAAACACCAUUUUUUCCGGCGAAAAAUGGUCACCGUCGAGGAGGUUCGAAGGGCACAACGCGCUAAGGGGCCGGCCACCAUCAUGGCCAUCGGCACGGCCACUCCUUCGAACUGUGUUGAUCAAAGCACUUAUCCUGAUUAUUAUUUUCGAGUCACUAAUAGCGAGCAUAUGACUGAGCUUAAGGAGAAAUUUAAGCGCAUGUGUGACAAAUCAAUGAUUAAGAAAAGGUACAUGCACUUAACAGAGGAAAUUCUAAAAGAGAAUCCCAAUAUUUGUGAAUACAUGGCUCCUUCUCUUGAUGCUAGGCAAGAUAUAGUGGUGGUUGAAAUACCAAAAUUGGGCAAAGAAGCAGCCCAAAAGGCCAUCAAAGAAUGGGGCCAGCCCAAAUCCAAGAUUACUCAUUUAGUCUUUUGCACCACUAGUGGAGUGGACAUGCCCGGGGCCGACUACCAGCUGACUAAGCUUCUCGGGCUUCGGCCCUCGGUUAAGCGACUCAUGAUGUACCAACAAGGUUGCUUUGCUGGCGGCACUGUUCUACGACUGGCUAAGGACUUGGCCGAAAACAACAAGGGUGCUCGAGUCCUUAUUGUUUGCUCAGAGAUCACUGCAGUCACAUUUCGUGGCCCAACUGACACUCAUUUGGACAGUAUGGUCGGACAAGCCCUUUUUGGUGAUGGAGCAGCCGCGAUUAUUAUAGGUUCUGAUCCAGUUCCAGGGGUCGAGAGGCCUUUAUUCGAGCUUGUCUCUGCAGCCCAAACUUUAUUGCCGGAUAGCGAUGGAGCUAUCGACGGUCACCUCCGUGAAGUUGGGCUAACAUUUCACUUACUCAAAGAUGUUCCUGGAUUGAUCUCCAAGAACAUUGAGAAAAGCCUAAUGGAAGCAUUCCAACCAUUGGGCCUUUCGGAUUGGAACUCGAUUUUUUGGAUUGCUCACCCAGGUGGGCCUGCUAUUUUGGACCAAGUUGAACUAAAAUUGGGCCUAAAGCCCGAAAAACUUCGGGCUACAAGACAAGUGUUGAGUGACUAUGGAAAUAUGUCUAGUGCUUGUGUUUUGUUUAUUUUGGAUGAAAUGAGAAAGGCCUCAGCAAAAGAAGGACUUGGUACAACUGGUGAAGGCCUUGAUUGGGGUGUACUUUUUGGAUUUGGGCCUGGGCUAACAGUUGAGACUGUUGUGCUCCAUAGUGUCUCUACUUAAGGGUCGUUUUGUUACUAAUUUCGAUAUAAAAUUUGGGAUUACAUUUACCCCGUGUUUGGUUAGCUAAAAUCUUAGUAUUAUCUAUCCCAUAUAAGAUGCGGGACUAUAGUCCAUGUGUGGGUAUUGGCUUAUAUUGUGGGGGUGAUAAAAAUAUUGAAUUGAUUUUCUAUGUAACCUUAAAUUUCUUUAAUUUCCUCAACUAUGUAUUUGGUAUGUUUUAAAUUGCCCUUACGCAAAUAAUGUUAUUUGUAAUGCAGAUAUUCAUAAAGAAGUCCCUUUCUCCCUCU